Molecule: messenger RNA, 933 nt
Organism: Hipposideros armiger (great roundleaf bat)
Lineage: Eukaryota; Metazoa; Chordata; Mammalia; Chiroptera; Hipposideridae
Gene: CUNH17orf67
Product: chromosome unknown C17orf67 homolog
Exons: 5
Coding region: 243-479 (78 amino acids)
Source: RefSeq, a predicted model, not a curated record
AGCUGAAGGGCGUUUGGAUGGUCCUGCCAGUAUCACACCUGAAGGGCCUUCUCCACCUGAGACCCUGAGCCAGCAUCCCAGAUCAUCAUUGCUGUUGCGUGGAGAAUGGAUUGAAGCAAACACGGAGGGAAGCUGGGAGACCAGUUGGGAGCCUGGUGCAGGAAGCUGAAUGAGAGGUCACAGUAGCCUAGAUUGCAGUGGUGGUAAUAGAGAAGGAAGGAUCUAGACCCACACCAGUCAAUAUGGUGCAACGAGCCCCAGGGGCCUCCCCGAUUCUGACCGAAAAGCAGGCCAAACAGCUCCUGAGAUCCCGGCGCCAGGACAGGCCAAGCAAACCCGGGUUCCCUGACGAGCCCAUGCGGGAGUACAUGCACCACCUACUCCGCCUGGAGCACCGCGCCGAGGAGCAGUUCAUGGAGCACUGGCUGAACCCUCACUGCAAGCCCCACUGCGACAGGAACCUGGUCCAUCCCGUGUAAGGGGCUUGGGACCAGCCUCUGCAAGCACUUUGAUAAGCAUCGACCUGGAUAACGCCAAAACAGGAUGAGGCUCCUUCUGUCAUUUACUGUUCAGCUGCGGGAAUGGAUGUCUUCAGACCUUGUGAACUGUGGCCAUGGCAAGGGUUGCCUUGGGGAUUGGUGGCAAAUGCAUGUGCUGCUUCAUUUUACUAACCUGCAUAACUCACCGAAACCAAGUGCUUAAAGCAUAGACACCCCCUCCCCCCGCAAAUAGCCACCCUAGCAGUUUGGAAGGAUGGGCAGAGUGAGAAUCUUACCUGGGCUGAUGGAGCCGGUCCUCCAAAGCGUGGAAGCAGGCUGCCUGCUUUAUCUAAGGACUCAGAAUAGUGAAGCGCCAUUUGGGGUGGUGGAGGUUUUGGGACACCUGUUUUUCCCUCUCCUUUUCUGCUCUAAUAAAUAUAGGUGUUAAACCUGC